AUGAGGAGCCCUGGGGGCCCAGGCUGGGCAUCAAAAAGGCCGUGCAGAACAAGCAGAACACAGCCAGCCUGCCUUUGUGACCAGCAGCCAGCCCGACACUUCGUUCCGGCUCCCUUCAACUUGUUCAGGCCGGGCAAGAACACGGCCCAGCCGGCAACAGAGCCCUCGCUCUCCAGCGUGAUUGCGCCCACACUCUUCUGUGCGUUUCUUUACUUGGCUUGUGUCUCUGCUGAACUUCCAGAGGUGAGCAGAAGGAUGGCUGCCAGUGGAGCCAGAAGCAAGGAAGGACGCCGGGAGCAUGCCUUCAUUCCAGAACCUUUCGAUGGUGCUAACGUAGCUCCCAGCCUUUGGCUGCACCGCUUUGAAGUCAUCGAUGACCUCAACCACUGGGACCAUGCCACCAAACUAAGGUUCCUGAAAGAGUCUCUCAGGGGAGAUGCCCUGGAUGUCUACAAUGGACUCAAUUCCCAGGCCCAGGACGAUUACGGUAUUGUGAAGGAAGCCCUCCUGAAGGCCUUUGGGGGCCUUGGGGUGGCCCACAGUCAGCCCAAAGAGAUUGUGUUUGCCAACAGCAUGGGUAAGGGCUACUACCUUAGAGGGAAGAUUGGCCACGUGCCUGUGAGGUUCCUGGUGGACUCUGGGGCUCAGGUGUCUGUGGUUCACCCAGCCUUAUGGGAGGAGGUCACUGAUGGUGACCUGGAUACGCUUCGCCCUUUUGAAAACGUGGUCAAGGUGGCCAACGGGGCAGAGAUGAAGAUCUUGGGUGUGUGGGACACAGAGAUGAUCCUGGGCAAGCUGAAGCUGAAGGCCGAGUUUCUGGUGGCCAACGCGAGUGCAGAAGAGGCCAUUAUUGGCACUGACGUGCUGCAGGACCACAAUGCCGUGCUGGACUUCGAACACCGCACCUGCACCCUGAAGGGGAAGAAGUUCCACCUGCUUCCUGUUGGAAACAACUUGGAGGAUAUAUUUGACCUGGAGCUCAUUGAGGAGGAGGAGUCUGCACCGGAGGGCUCCCACUAA
Molecule: messenger RNA, 1020 nt
Organism: Apodemus sylvaticus (European woodmouse)
Lineage: Eukaryota; Metazoa; Chordata; Mammalia; Rodentia; Muridae
Gene: Asprv1
Product: aspartic peptidase retroviral like 1
Exons: 1
Coding region: 1-1020 (339 amino acids)
Biological process (GO): proteolysis
Cellular component (GO): membrane
Molecular function (GO): aspartic-type endopeptidase activity
Source: RefSeq, a predicted model, not a curated record